This is a messenger RNA of Mesocestoides corti, 1167 nucleotides long. Lineage: Eukaryota; Metazoa; Platyhelminthes; Cestoda; Cyclophyllidea; Mesocestoididae. The record is from the annotation of a GenBank genome assembly.
AUGUCUCAAACAGUUCGUGCGCUGCCGGUUUCGAUUCUCGACAUUAAACAGAAAGCGGCCUCGGACAACACACAACGGCAGGCCAUGCGUAACGUCCAAAGCAAAUGGUCAAACCGUUCCCCCACCGGAGAUCUUCAGCAGUUGUUCCGGCGACGCGAUUCCCUUUGCGUUAUAGACGGCUGCUUGAUGUUCGGAGAACGCGUUGCGGUGCCCAAAUCACUGCGCUUGCGGGUUCUUUGUCAAUUUCUUACUGGCCAUCCCGGCAUCGGUCGCAUGAAGUCUAUCGCCCGCAGCUACGCCUACUUGCCAAAUAUGGAUCAGCAAAUCGCAGACCUGAUCAAGAGUUGCCGCCAGUGUCAGCAGGCCGCCAAGAACCCUCCCAAGGUUCCUUCAGUCCCUUGGCCACAGCCACAAAAAACCCUGGUCACGGAUCCAUAUCAACUUUGCGGGACCGAUCAACGGAGUCUCCUACCUUGUGCUACCGCCAUGGGAUUCCGGAAGCUACAGCCUCCGACAAUGGUUCACAGUUCACAUCGCAUCAAUUCAGCGAAUUCUGCCGACAACAUGCUAUUACCACAUGCGUUCCCAACCCUAUCAUCUACAGUCAAAUUGAGAGGCAGAAAGGUUUGUAGACCCAUUGAAGUGAGCUCUGUUAAAAUCCCGUGGCGAAGGAACUACAUCCGUCAACAGCCUUCAGCAUUUCCUGCUCUUCCAAAUCGACAGUCGACAUCGGAGGCACUUAUGGGUCGCGAAUCGCGGACAACAAACUCCGCUAUGAUUCCGGUACAAGGCAAUCACCUGGAGCCUCCAAGUACGAAAUCUACCACGCCGUUUGAGAUUGGAACAGCCGUGGAUCGAGGGGACGAUUGCACGCGAGCACGGAAAAGUCAUGUUCGACGUGGCCGUGGACAACAAUACGUGGUCAAGGCAUCGCAACCAGCUCCGGUGGAGAAAAUGAUCUACGACAUCGAAUCGCCAAACCAACGUCCCACAGGAUGCGCUGUUCGGCACUUUCCAGCCGCCAACACCAAACGCAACGCAAGUGAAAGUGGACAGAGGUCAGUUAGCAGCAGGCCGAUCAUCACACCCAAGACGGAGCAGUCGGAAACGACAGCAUCCAACACUGCUCCAAGUCAACCCAAAGUCAAGGGGAAGAGGUGUUGGUGA